Molecule: messenger RNA, 1764 nt
Organism: Baudoinia panamericana UAMH 10762
Lineage: Eukaryota; Fungi; Ascomycota; Dothideomycetes; Mycosphaerellales; Teratosphaeriaceae
Exons: 1
Coding region: 434-1747 (437 amino acids)
Biological process (GO): positive regulation of transcription elongation by RNA polymerase II; transcription elongation by RNA polymerase II
Cellular component (GO): Cdc73/Paf1 complex
Molecular function (GO): RNA polymerase II complex binding
Source: RefSeq, a predicted model, not a curated record
GACAGCAGCGUAUCAGAAGCGAGACGGUUCGGUGCCAAGAGCAUCUUUGCAGCUCUUUGCGAGAACAUACCCUUCCGGAGACGUGGGCUGAAGGUGCAGCGGGAGGCAGAAGGAACGCUUUCGAGGAAUGCCAUCGUCAUAGCGGCGCAGCUUCUAGCGGUGCUACUCGUGGUGACAAUGGGGUGGAGGGUGUGUGCUGCGCUGCUCGCUGUGGUGAAUGCUCUGCUAUGGCCUGUCAGGGUGCCUUGGAGAGUACUUACUUGGCUGCUGGCAGGAUGGUAGACGUAGCGGUCUGCAUAACUCACGUGAAGCGUGCCAACUCUUGCCAAGCCCAUGCGCUUUCACUUCAGUGCUUCCCCACAAAUCGCGUGCACCUUCGCGACUUUACUCUCCCUCCAUCAUGUUCGCAUGAAACUCGCAGUAUAGAGCAAAGAUGGCAACGUCCAACGGCACCACUCACGACGCACUCACACUCCUCCGUCACUCCAUCGCGCAAGGCCGUACUCCCAUUCCAAGCAUCGACGCCGACCCUUCAACCGCGGCGGAAACGAGUCCGUCACUGGCACAAGCCGCAUACCUCAUUUUCAAUCUACAAGAUGCGCAACAAAGCCACCACACCCCCAUCCCCCUUACCGAGGUUACUCGCUUUAUCUCGCCCACUGUCGGCGACGAACCACUCGACCUCCGCUCCAUCUACGUAGCAUGGCAGAACAGGACCGAGAACAUCAACACCUACAUAGCCGCCACGCAAGCGCUGAACGACGAGCUACGAGCGUUAGGCAAGACGAAGGAGCGAGUAGUCAACCUCGUCUUUACUGAACGACUCAACCUCAACCAAUGGCUUGCUGGGGAGAUUGGAGAAGAGGAUUGCGAGUUCAUCCGCAGUCUGGACGCUACCAAGGCAACCCGCGCUGAAGCGAAAGACGCGGCAGAGACUGCGAAAGGCGGCGAGGAUGUUGAAAUGCGUGAUGCGGGACUCAUGGACGGCGAGGCGGCGAAGCGAGAACAAGAGCGGUUACGAGAAAUCUACGCUGCAGAACGCAAGAUGGGCGAUCGAAACGUGGUGCUCCGUGGCGUCAAAGUGCAAGACUUCGGCGAUGUCAGGAAGAAGUAUAGUAUCCUCUUCUUCGGCAAGUCGAAACCGGGUCUUCCUCCCGUGGGUUCCGCACCAGCGCCACCACUCACCGCCAACCCCGCCCUCCGACCGCCAGUAAAACCAGCACAACCCGGGCGGAGACCCGAGCCCAUCAUCCUGCUCUCCCCCUCUGCCUCUAGCCUCCUGCGCAUGCCGAACAUUAAAUCCUUCUUGGAAGAAGGCAUCUACACUCCUCCCGACUCCGGCAGCGCAGCAUCCAAUAUCCUCCACCUAACCCGCAGCAUCCCCUCCCUCGCCCCCACCAAUCAAAACAGCAAACCCAUCCGCUUCAUCCUGCUUGACGACCCCUCCCAAUUCCGGCCCGACUAUUGGGACAGGCUGGUCGCUGUGUUCACGACUGGCCAAACAUGGCAGUUCAAGAACUACAAGUGGACGCAACCCGCCGAGCUCUUCUCUCACGCCUUAGGCAUCUACGUCGGAUGGAAGGGGGAAUUGGUUCCGGAGAGUGUCAAGGGGUGGGGCAGGGGCGUGAUGGUGGUCGGCAUUGAUAAGGGUGGGCAGCGCUGGCGGGAUAGGGAGGUGGUGGAGGAGGUGUGGAGGGGGAUUGAGGGGAGGAUGAGGGAGAUGGGGUGGGGGAGGGAGCAGAGGUGAUGCAUUGUAAUGUAUGU